Molecule: messenger RNA, 1416 nt
Organism: Urocitellus parryii (Arctic ground squirrel)
Lineage: Eukaryota; Metazoa; Chordata; Mammalia; Rodentia; Sciuridae
Gene: Pon3
Product: paraoxonase 3
Biological process (GO): response to toxic substance
Cellular component (GO): extracellular region
Molecular function (GO): arylesterase activity
Source: RefSeq, a predicted model, not a curated record
CCGUGCACGAGUUUCUUGAACCCCCACGAACAAAGGUUUCCUUGAACUCUGCGCGUAAAGGUGACUUUGAACCUGGGCGGCUUGGCGCAGAGCCCGCAGCACCUGACAGCGCACCUCCCCCGGGACCGCAGCGCACCUCCCCGGGGACGGGCGGGCAGGCGGGGCCCCGCGGGCCCCAAUCACCAUCGGUGAUCGAGCCUGCCCCCGGCACCCAGCGCAAAUCUGCGGCACCCGCUGGUCGCCACUGGGCACCCCGAGACCAUGGGGAAGCUAGUGGUGCUGACCGUGCUGGGGGCCAGCCUGGCCCUGAUCGGGGAGCGCUUACUGGCAUUUAGAGAAAGAAUUAAUGCAACUCGAGAAUUGGAACCUGUAGAACUCCAGAACUGCCAUCUCAUUGAGGGACUUGAAAAUGGCUCUGAAGAUAUUGAUAUACUUCCUAGUGGGCUGGCUUUUAUCUCCAAUGGAUUAAAAUAUCCAGGCAUGCCAGAUUUGGCACCAGAUGCGUCAGGAAAAAUCUACUUGAUGGAUCUGAAUGAGCAAAACCCAAGGGCACAAGCACUGAAAAUCAGUGAUGGAUUUGACGAAAAAUUUUUUAAUCCACAUGGGAUCAGUACCUUCAUCGACAAAGACCACACGGUGUAUCUCUACGUUGUGAAUCAUCCCCACAUGAAGUCCACUGUGGAGAUAUUCAAAUUUGAAGAACAACAACGUUCUCUCAUACACCUGAAAACCAUAAAGCAUGAACUUCUCAAGAGUGUGAAUGAUAUUGUGGUUCUUGGGCCAGAACAAUUCUAUGCCACCAGAGACCACUAUUUCACCACCUACUUCUUGGCACUUUUGGAGAUGAUCUUGGAUCUGCACUGGACUCAUGUUAUUUUCUACAGCCCCAAAGAGGUCAAAGUGGUAGCCAAAGGAUUUAAUUCUGCCAAUGGAAUCACAGCCUCACUAGACCAUAAGUAUAUCUAUGUAGCUGAUAUAACAGAUAAGAACAUUCACAUACUGGAAAAGCAUGAUAACUGGGAUUUAACUCAACUGAAGGUAAUACAGUUGGGCACCUUGGUGGAUAACUUAACUGUUGAUCCUGACACUGGAGAUAUUUUGGCAGGAUGCCAUCCUAAUGCCAUGAAGUUGCUGAACUAUAACCCUGAGGAUCCCCCAGGGUCAGAAGUACUACGCAUCCAGAAUGUUUUGUCUGAUCAGCCCAGGGUGAGCACCAUCUAUGCCAAUAAUGGCUCUGUGCUUCAAGGGACCUCAGUGGCUUCUGUAUACCAUGGAAAAAUUCUCAUAGGCACAGUGUUUCACAAAGCUCUCUACUGUGUACUCUAAAUUUCAGGUAUUCUAAAGGAUCUACAUGUUUGAUGAAAGUAAACCUGCCAUUAUAUAAUAAGUUGAAUUGUAAACAAAUAAUACAUACCA